AACGGCCUGAACGUGUGGUGUUUCACCAAGUACCAGCAGAUGGCAGCAUGCCACCAUCAUCGCGUUGGUUCUACCGGGAGGCCAGAAGAAGAAGCGUGAACAGGAAGUGACCAUCUGGCGAACAUUAGCCUGGAAGCCCACGGGCUAACAACUCAUGAUAUGACGUUUGGACCUUAAUCAGUGAGUUUCAAGUCUGUCUGUUUGUUCCGAGGCUUCCUCUUAGCCUCUGUUUGGGUCCAGCUCUAAACAAGGUUCGGUCAGGUUGUUCGUAUCCCGCUCUGAACUCGUUCUCUUGUCAGAGUUGUUAGUUAGCUUCUCGGAACUUAGGUUCCGAUAAAGCCAGGUUACACUAGAGACCAUGGUUUGGUUCGAGUUGCAUGUUUGGAUCUGCACAUACAUAGUCCGGCCGUCCACCCUCCAGGUGUGUCAUCGUGGGCGAUGGCUCUAAUCGAAGGUGUCGGCGAUGAGGUGACGCUGCUCUUUGGCUCACUGCUGGUGUUGUUGGUGUUGCUGCUGGCAUGGAUCUCCACCCACACCUCUGAGCCCCCAGAGCACCUGUUCAAUGCCUCUACAGACCCCACCCCCACAGAAGGCACCGUCUCUGCCCCACAGGACACGCCCCUGUCCUCCACCAGCAGCAGCUCCUUGUCUUUCUCUCCAACGUCAUCCUCAUCUUCAGCUGCCAGCUCUGUGAAUGACAGCGUCCCGUCAGAGGCUCCACCCACGACCUCCGCCACACAGGAAGGUAGUGAGGUGGGGGGAGGAGUCAGACACAGAGCAGGGGGGGAGCCAUUGUCCUCCCCAAGAAACAUGGUGGUCAGACUAAAAUUUCUGAACGACACAGAGAGAACGGCUCAAGUCAAACCACAAGACACCAUCGGAUACAUCAAACGGACCUACUUUGCGGGUCAGGAGCAGCAGGUCCGGCUCAUCUACCAGGGCCAGCUGCUGCAGGACGACGCUCAGACCCUGGCCUCCCUCAACCUGGCUCACAACUGCGUCCUGCACUGCCACAUCUCUCAGCACGCCGCGCGGGGAGCAGCGGGAGGGGUGCGGCCCGGCGACCAGGUGCAGGUGGCGCUUAAUGUGGGCAGCCUGAUGGUGCCGCUGCUGGUCCUGAUGCUGUCCGUGCUGUGGUACUGUCAGAUCCAGUACCGGCAGUUCUUCACCGCCCCCGCCACUGCCUCACUGGUUGGGGUCACGAUCUUCUUCAGCCUAGUAGCCUUUGGGGUCUACCGCCGCUAGCUGCUCUCUGAUUGGCUGCUGAUGUAGACAGAUGCUGAUGGUAGUUCAUGGUUUUAUUCUGUUGCCAUGGAGAUGCCGCAUGUAAACAAAGACUGUGAUUUUAUUUUUUAGGUUGCGUUGCUCUUUAGUUCUUCAUCAUUGUGCCUCUCUGAGCUCUCAGCAGCAGACUCCACUCCCGUCUGUCUCCUGUCCGCCUGUCCGUCUACCUGUGAGGGGAGAACGUCCGUCUGGAUUAAGAAAAUUAAAGAAUUAAUUUAUGCUGCUGUGUUUUGUGUAGUCACUAAUGCAACUUUUGUUAGAGCAUCACAAGCAUCUUACCAGCAAACUGAGCUGGAGAUGUCUGCCUGAAAAGCCACAGCUCAGACUUUUUCACAUGACUAAAUAAAGCUUUAAAUUUUGAA
Oryzias latipes (Japanese medaka) is the source of this 1646-nucleotide messenger RNA. It is a transcript of the gene tmub1, whose product is annotated as transmembrane and ubiquitin-like domain containing 1. The record is from RefSeq and is a predicted model, not a curated record. Gene Ontology annotation, biological process: ERAD pathway. NCBI's taxonomy places the organism in Eukaryota, Metazoa, Chordata, Actinopteri, Beloniformes, Adrianichthyidae. Gene Ontology annotation, molecular function: protein binding.